AUGGCCUCUAUCGCCCCUGGGCAAUACCCUUACCGCCCCCUCAGCCAACAAAAAGACGAACCCGAGAUUCGUCUUCUCUCCAUCACCUACCCACCCGCCGGUUCUUCCUCUUCCUCACCACAACAACUUAAACCCCCGAUCAACGAUGACCAUACCUGCCUCCUCACCCUCACCCACCACCGCCUUCCCCUUACCCCUCCCAGCACCUACACAACAGAGCCACCGAACCCACCAUCCUUUGCCGCCCUCUCCUACGUCUGGGGCCUCCCCACCCCCGGCCAAGACCCACCCCAGAUCCAAAUCGACGGCUACGCCGUCCCGGUGACCGCCAACCUGCAUGGGGCGCUCUCUCGGCUCCAGCGCCAGCGCUUCGCGGGGCACCUGUGGAUCGACGCGCUGUGCAUCAACCAAGGCGACGCGACCGAGAAGAGCGCGCAGGUCGCGCUCAUGGGGCGCAUCUACGCGCUGGCGGAGCGCGUUGUCGUGUGGCUGGGGUCGACCCGGGAGGAGGAGCGGGCCGGCUGUGGCGCGCUGCGAGACGUGGGGGAGUUGGGGGCGCUGUUUCGUGAGCAGGUGCUCGGCGUGCCGCAGGGGUUGGCUGGGGCCUGGGAGGGUGGGAGGGUGGAGGGGUUUGUUAAGACUGUGGUUCAGUUUGCUGUUACGGCUAGUACUGAGAAGCAGCAGCGGGUGGGGUUUGACUUUGAGGCGAUAUGGCGGCUCUUACGGGAGCGACCGUGGUGGCGCCGUGUGUGGAUCAUCCAGGAGGUUGUUUUGGCGCGGCAGGCGGUGGUGCUCUGUGGUGAGAAUCCCGAGUUGCCAGGGGCAUCAGUCCCGUGGGAGGACGUGAGGGACUGCCUGCGGCUCUUCGAGUGGAUGGUCCUUUAUCCGAAUACUGGGCCAGAACAUACUCGGCUGUAUGCGCUCCUGGGAGACAUAUACCCCAACGUGUCACACCUUGCUCUGGCGUCGGACGGGUAUAGACGCAGUCUGGAGAAUCCAUAUACCGGCCUUCCGGUGCUCGACAUAAUGAUGUGGACUUCAUUCGGGACAAGCACUGGCGCGUCCAUUCUCGCCACUGACCCUCGAGAUCGGAUAUACGGUCUCCUGGGCAUGGUGCGGGAAGAAGACCGUCGGAGGAUACCCAUCGAUUACUCGCCCGACAUGACACUUGGAAAGGUGCUCUUUGCGGUCGGCAAAGCGCUACUCGAGGACUAUGGGCCGGAUAUGCUCAGCUUUUGCCAUAGGACCUUGCUGUCUCCCGCAGGAUUGCCUUCCUGGGCGCCCGACUGGACGGCGCCGCGUCUCAUGCCCCUCAUAGGAGGCGUUUUCUUCGGCAACGAGAAGGAUGCACGAGGUCGAGGGGACGCUAGCAAGGGGGCCAGCUGGCGAGAUUGGGCCACAAAAUGUCAAAUUAGGCAUGCCGCGUACGAAAAUCCGGUCGUCUCCCUGCAGGGGGUUGUUGUUGGGCAGGUCGGUAGCCUUGGACGAGAGUUCAAAACCGCGCCGGACUCGCCCAGUUACCUCGACAAUUGCCGCGACUGGCUGGUAGAAGUCGAAGAGAUGGCCAAAAUGCGUAAUGCUCGGGGGACUGCCGUGCUUGAUGAGAUCUGGCGAGUUCCCAUGGCCGAUUUUGGCCUUGGAGCGCGAGCUGACGUCGAGGGCGCUGCGAGGUUCAGGCAUGGGUUUGAUGUUUUAAUGGGCAGGAUACCGCCGCCUUGUUCAGAGGUAAAGAGCGGCGCGACGACAAGCUGGGUCUCUGCCGAGUCUUGGGAUUAUCGCCGUGUUUGGAAAAUUUACGAACGACGGGCUUUUGUGGAUGAUGUUGGGCGCCCUGGGCUGGGGCCAAAGGACGCAGCCGUCGGUGAUCAAAUUGUGGUUUUUGCCGGGGCACAUGUGCCUUUUAUUGUCCGCCAGGAGCUGGCUUCUCAGCACAGAUAUCGUGUUCUGGGGCCGGCUUACGUCUACGAAAUGAUGGACGGCGAGGCGCUCACUGGCGGUGUAUCAUUCCGCGUGAUGGACAUCAUUUAA
Molecule: messenger RNA, 2028 nt
Organism: Parathielavia appendiculata
Lineage: Eukaryota; Fungi; Ascomycota; Sordariomycetes; Sordariales; Chaetomiaceae
Product: HET-domain-containing protein
Exons: 3
Coding region: 1-2028 (675 amino acids)
Source: RefSeq, a predicted model, not a curated record